GUGCACAACAACAAUAUAGAACACCUGAUGGGGAACAAGAAUAAUGCCCACAUACUGGACCUCUACACUGCCUUCACUGACAUCGUUAAUCACGCCCCGGGUGAAGGGUCGGAGCAGUCAAACAAUUUCAAGCGCAAGCUGACACCUUGCUGUGAGGCUUCCACCGAGCUGGGGUACUGUGGACAGGUUAGCCCUUCAGGGAAGCGCCUCUACGACCUAUGCAAGAAUCCUGAAAAGAAUUUCUACUGGGAUGAGACUUACCCGACGACCGCUGGGUGGGAAGCUGUUACAGAGGCACUAGAAGAACCUUUGAGGGAGUUCCUAGAUCGGGACUAUGUUCCAUGAUUUCUUUGUAAUUUAGGUUUGGAUCGAUCCGUUGCUUGUUGGUGCAAUAUCUUUUUGUUAGGUUAGCAUAGAUAGUAUUCGUAUUUAGGAAGAAACUUGUGAGUUUUUAUUGCCUUGUAUUCCAUGAAAUUUUGUCUAGUGACCUUAAUGUUUUAAUAAAGUUCGUCAUACUAUAUA
Messenger RNA from Triticum dicoccoides, 522 nucleotides. RefSeq names its product GDSL esterase/lipase At5g03600-like. The record is from RefSeq and is a predicted model, not a curated record. The transcript is spliced from 2 exons. Bases 28 to 345 code for a protein of 105 amino acids. Lineage: Eukaryota; Viridiplantae; Streptophyta; Magnoliopsida; Poales; Poaceae.